AUGGCUAGUCAGGCUCGACGUCGCCGCCACGAGGACUUCCAAAUCGCCGUCAUUUGCGCUCUACCCCUCGAAUACGAUGCCGUUGUUUUCGCCUGCGAUGAGAUAUGGGAGGAAGAUAAAGAACAGCUAUCAAAUGCAUCAGGAGACUACAACACGUACAGCACCGGCCGCGUAGGACCACAUAACGUCGUCCUGCUUCUCCUCCCUGGCAUGGGGAAAACUAACGCAGCCGGCGCUGCAGCCAGUCUUCGAUCGACUUACCCUGGGAUCAAGCUCGCCAUCUUGGCUGGCAUUUGCGGCGGAGUGCCUGGAGUCGGGACGAACAACGAAGUCUACCUAGGGGAUGUGGUUAUCAGCAAGAGCAUUAUGCAAUACGACCUGGGCCGAAAGUAUCCAAACCAAUUCAAUUCGAAAGAUACAGUUGAAGACAGACUAGGAAGGCCUAAUAAGGAAAUUCGUUCCCUUGUUGCGGCCUUGGAAACGCUUCAUGGUCGCAGCAGUCUGCAGCGCCGAGCCAGCCAGGUCAUGGAGCAGAUCCGGCAAAGGGCAGUUGACGAAGGACAUCAGAGCCUUUAUAAACGCCCCAUCGCAACAGAAGAUCGCCUUUUCGAGCCGGAAUACCUUCACAGACACCGUGAUGGUCACAGCUGUGAAUGCAGUGAAUCGAAAGCCUGUGAAAAAGCUCUUACUACGUCUUGCGACGUACUUCAGUGUGACUACUCUCGUCUCGUGGUUAGAAGCCUCCCUGACGUGCAGACAUUACAGUUGCAAGGGCAGACAGACGACAGCAUGGUAGCGCGACAGGUUAGGAUACUAGUCGGACGCAUGGGGUCAGGCGACACAGUAAUGAAGUCUGGACUAGAUCGUGACAGGAUUGCUGAAGAGCAUGAUCUUAUUGCUUUUGAAAUGGAAGGGGCCGGAGUAUGGGACGAGAUUCCCUGCAUCAUCGUCAAGGCAGUUUGUGACUAUGCAGACAGUCAUAAAAACAAAAAGUGGCAGCAUUUUGCUGCAGCAACCGCGGCUUCAACGACAAAGGCACUUCUCGAGCGAUAUUCACAUAUGGAUAGUCUGUCAACUUCACAGACAUGGUUCCUUGUUCCGUACAUCGAGAACCCAGACUUUAUUGGGCGAUCACAAACUCUCGAUCAGAUCAAACGGCUUUUUGGGCACGAACAGCAAUUCGACCAAUCUCCAAAACCGAGGUCAAGGGUAGCGCUCUAUGGGCUUGGGGGUAUCGGGAAAACGCAGAUCGCCCUCGCUUAUGCGCUUUGGCUGCAACGCGACCACCCCGAUGUUUCCGUUUUUUGGGUCCAUGCGAGCAACGCAGAUCGAUUUCGUCAAGGGUACAUCGCUAUUGCUCAAGAGUGUAAUAUCCCUGGACGUGACAAUUCUGAAGCUGAUGUGCUCAUGCUUGUCAAGACUUGGCUUGAAAAAGGAAUCCGAGGUCGGUGGCUCAUGGUCAUUGAUAACGCCGACGAUACACAACUGUUUUUCCCGUCCUCGUCACCAGACGGUAGCACCAACACACAUUCAACAACCGAAAAGCCAGGUGGCCUAGGGCGAUAUAUCCCUGAAUGCGCUCAUGGUUCUAUUCUCAUCACAACAAGAAACAAACAAGCUGCGCUAAGAAUUGCGCGAAGCAACCCACUCCUCAAAAUCGAAGGAAUGAGUGACAACGAGACAAAUCAGUUACUAAACACAAUGCUCGACGACGAGGUUCACACCGACGAGGCAUCCGAUCUCUCUAAGCGGCUUGAGCAUCUUCCACUAGCUCUUGCGCAAGCUGCCGCAUUCAUCCAAGAGAACACCAUUUCAAUCUCCCAAUACCUUCAGCUCUUGGAAGAAAGCGACGAAAGCUUAGUAAAUCAAUUGAGCGAGCCUUUUGAAGCAGUUGGCAGAGACUCUGAGACACCGCACGCACUCACAUCUACGUGGAUAGUCUCUUUCAAUCAGAUACAGCAACAAGAAGCUCUUGCCAGCGACGUUCUAUCUUUCGCCAGUCUCUUAGACCGUCAAGGCAUUCCUGAAGAGUUCAUAGUUCACUUCUGCAACCAAAGAGAUACGGACGAACAACAGAUGAGCACGAGCAAGGUCACCAAGGCCGUUGGCGUACUCAAGGCUUUCUCAUUCGUAUCGCAGGCGAAGGACAACGCAAUCACUAUGCAUCGGCUAGUACAGCUGGUGACACGAAAAUGGUUAGAGACCCAAAAGAGAUUGGCCAGCUAUGCGGAACAAGCGCUUGACAUAGUCUCCAACUUAUAUCCGUUUGGGAAACACGAGAAUCGACAGGUUUGCCAGGAAUACCUUCCCCAUGCUAAUGCUGUGCUUCAAAACAAGGGGACCGAUUCUCGUGAUGAGCGACUUGCGAAAGCCUUGCUUUUACACAAUGUAGGGGCCUAUUUUCGAUAUCGUGGCCAGUGGAAACAGGCAGAACUGAGUGCUACUCAAUCUACGGGAUUAUGGGGCGAGAUCCUCGGUGACCAACAUCUCCAUACAGUAGCUGGCAUGACUGAACUGGCAACUACAUACCGGGACCAAGGGCGGUGGAAGGAGGCAGAAGAGCUAGACGUGCAGGUAUUAGAGACGAAGAGAAGGGUGCUUGGGGAUGAACAUCCCAAUACGCUUAGGAGCAUAGCUAACCUAGCGUCUACAUACUGGGACCAAGGGCGGUGGAAGGAGGCAGAAGAGCUAGAAGUACAGGUAUUAGAGACGAGAAGAAGGGUGCUUGGGGAUGAACAUCCCAAUACGCUUGUUAGCAUAAGUAACCUAGUGUCUACAUACCAGGACCAAGGGCGGUGGAAGGAGGCGGAAGAGCUACACGUGCAGGUAUUAGAGACGAAGAGAAGGGUGCUUGGGGAUGAACAUCCCAAUACGCUUGUUAGCAUAAGUAACCUAGCGUCUACAUACUGGAACCAAGGGCGGUGGAAGGAGGCAGAAGAGCUAGAAGUACAGGUAUUAGAGACAAGAAGAAGGGUGCUUGGGGAUGAACAUCCCGAUACGCUUUUUAGCAUAGGUAACCUAGCAUCUACAUACUGGAACCAAGGGCGGUGGAAGGAGGCAGAAGAGCUAGAAGUACAGGUAUUAGAGACGAAGAGAAGGGUGUUUGGGGAUGAACAUCCCGAUACGCUUAGGAGCAUAGGUAACCUAGCGUCUACAUACUGGGACCAAGGGCGGUGGGAUGAGGCGGAAGAGCUAGAAGUACAGGUAUUAGAGACGGAGAGAAGGGUGCUUGGGGAUGAACAUCCCGAUACGCUUAUUAGCAUGGCUAACCUAGCCCAUACAUGGAAAAGCCAGGGCCGGCAGGUCGACGCAAUCCAGUUAAUGCGCGAAUGCCUUGGGAUUCGGCAACGCGGCCUUGGAGUUGAUCAUCCCGACACCAUUUCCUCGCUCUCGAAUCUCAAAAAGUGGGAAAAAGACCUGAUACAAGUUUAUAAAAUGGCUGUCGGGAAGAAACGACUCAUGUUCAAAGUUCCGAUGCGGAAUAGGCGAGUCAGAUUUAAGCACGACAUAUUUCCACGAUAG
This is a messenger RNA of Colletotrichum truncatum, 3522 nucleotides long. RefSeq names its product kinesin light chain. Lineage: Eukaryota; Fungi; Ascomycota; Sordariomycetes; Glomerellales; Glomerellaceae. The record is from RefSeq and is a predicted model, not a curated record. Gene Ontology annotation, biological process: nucleoside metabolic process. Gene Ontology annotation, molecular function: catalytic activity; protein binding. Gene Ontology annotation, cellular component: kinesin complex.